GACACAGAACUUCUGUGUCAGUAAUGUCAGUGCAUUAAUAAAUAAAUGUUUGUUUUCUUCAAUGUUUUUGGGGUUCAGAAUUCACUUAAUAAAUCUCUUCAAAAAUUGUAGUUAAUUAAAAAUCAUAUAGAUAUGUUAUGAUUGAAAAAAGGAAACCUCCGGAAUAUACAGAGGUUAUGUUCGAACUCUGUAUUUCUUGAACAACUUAAAAAUAAUAUCAAACUAGAUUACGAUGAUCCCUCCUGUUGCUCCAGGGCAAGCAGAAGAGAAAAAAAAUAUGGUCGGCUGGAAAAAUACUUUCAACAUGCGACAAAUAAGUUUAAUGAACCUGGCAGCUAGUCAGUUAGGAGUCAAAAACGGCACAAAAUCUGUUAUUCCAUCUCACAGAAGAGCAUAUAGUGUUACAAGCCCUUCAAAAUCUUUGGAUAUUUUACGAAAAAACCUACAGAGUGCUAUUAAUAAAGAGAUUGAUAAUGUUCUGAAAAAGUAUAUUGAGAAAUUUUUUCAACCAGCCAUCAAUAAUAUUAAAAACAACUUGGGUAAGGACAGUGUUGGAGAGGAACAUAUCAAAGAAGUAUGUAAGCAGAUGUUGGAAGAUGCUAAGUUGAUGUAUAAAAUUUCACCAAGUUCUCGAGAUAGUUCACCAUAUGAGUGCAGCCAUAGUGAAGCAGAAUCAGAAACAAGUGUUACAGAUGGAAGAUUGGGAGGAGCAAGUCCUGUUACACAAUAUAAAAGAAAAGAAUGUGACGUGGAUGCAGAAUUGAUAUCAACCCAAUCUUUUGCUCCUACAGUAAAACGUCAUAGAAAUAAAUCUCACCAUUCAACAGAUUAUAGUAGCUGCAAACUGUCGCUAAAACGAGAUGGUCCCAAAUGGAAUCCAGAUCGAGUUAGAGGAAAUACACUCUUUAUUAUGGGAGCGAGAGCCAAUAAAGUUUUAGGUUAUGGCCAAACAAGGGGCAGGUUAUACGUGAGGCAUCCCAAUUUGGUGAGGUACUCCGGCGAUCAAGAAGACAAGGAAUGGUUAGCAUCAAAGAAUCUCAUGCCACCAAGUGGAGGUAAAGCAUACCUGAUGCUUCUUGAAGAUAUCAAGGAACUCACUGAAAGUGAAGAGUAUAAGCACAGUCCUAACUUACAGCAUCAUGAAUUGAAGGGAUUUGAGGUUCCCCUAUUUCUCCUUCAUAAAAUCAAGAACUUCAUAGAGUAUGUGAGGAAUGAAAGGAAGCUUUUAGCUCAUGUUGAUCUCUACGAGGACCAGAGUCAUUCUUCUACACCUCCUACUGUAGCCCUUGAUUCUGCACCUUCAACUCCUUCUGACAUUGGUCUUUCUAUGGACAACCAGACAGAUACCACUUUCAAACACGAUUUUCUCAAUAUGUCCUCAGAUAUGAGCAGCAAUUUGACAAGCUCUGUGAUUUCUAGCAUUUUAGCGAGUCAUCUUUCCAGUAUUAAUAGUUGUAAUAAUUCACAAGAAUUUUAGGUUAGUUCUUAGUGUUACUUUUACUGCUUUAAUUUAUUUUUCUGCCAAUUUUGAAAAUUUUCCAAAUACAGUGUUAUGAAUA
Molecule: messenger RNA, 1559 nt
Organism: Leptinotarsa decemlineata (Colorado potato beetle)
Lineage: Eukaryota; Metazoa; Arthropoda; Insecta; Coleoptera; Chrysomelidae
Product: deoxynucleotidyltransferase terminal-interacting protein 1
Cellular component (GO): nucleus
Molecular function (GO): DNA binding; nucleosome binding
Source: RefSeq, a predicted model, not a curated record